Messenger RNA from Spirodela intermedia, 804 nucleotides. NCBI's taxonomy places the organism in Eukaryota, Viridiplantae, Streptophyta, Magnoliopsida, Alismatales, Araceae. The record is from the annotation of a GenBank genome assembly.
AUGAAGGGAAUACCGGAGAGGACGCAGGAGAAGGAAAGUCCAUUACUCCAGACGUCUCCGAGGACACCUACCAGCAGCAACAGCAGUACCAGCACCAGCAACAGCACCAGCAAUGGAGGUGUCGGAGGAGCGGCGGCGUCGGCGCUGCCAGGGCUUCCCUUGUCGUCGAAGGCGAUCCCACGAAGCGACGUCAAUCCCUACCCGACCACCUUCGUCCAGGCGGACUCGUCCUCCUUCAAACAGGUCGUCCAGAUGCUCACCGGCUCCACGGAGACCACAUCUCGGCACCACCAGAUCGCCGCCGCCCCCGCACCUUCCUCGACGCCGGAGGUCCCUUUACCAAGGAACCCGAUCCCUCCCCCGGCCAAGACCGGCCCCAAAAGGCCCUCUUUCAAGCUCUACGAGCGCCGCCACAGCAGCUUCAAGAACCUCAAGGCCAUCGGCCCCCUGCUAAUGCCCGGCGGCUCUCUCAACGGCGUCGGCACCAGCGGCUCCGCCGGCGUCUCCCCGAGGACCCAGCAACCGGAGAUCCUCUCCCCGAGCAUACUUGAUUUUCCGGCCCUAGCCCUGAGCAGCCCCGUGACACCGUUGAUCCCCGAUCCCUUCAACAGGGCCCCCCACCCCAAUUCCUCCGCUGGGGUGUCGGCAGAAGAGAGGGCGAUCGCAGAGAAAGGGUUCUAUCUGCACCCAUCGCCGAGGGCGACCACACCUGGGGACGCAGCGGCACCCAGGCUUCUUCCCCUUUUCCCCGUUGACCCCCCCCGCGUCUCCUCCGGCGGCCCUUCUACCGCUACCUCCUCUUGA